Mycotypha africana is the source of this 245-nucleotide messenger RNA. RefSeq lists its product as uncharacterized. Bases 1 to 159 code for a protein of 52 amino acids. The record is from RefSeq and is a predicted model, not a curated record. The transcript is spliced from 3 exons. NCBI's taxonomy places the organism in Eukaryota, Fungi, Mucoromycota, Mucoromycetes, Mucorales, Mycotyphaceae.
AUGGCAACUAGAAGACAGAAAGUGGUUUGUAAAAAGUGGCAAGGGUCCUUUUCUGGUGGCAAGUGGAAAAUAAAGUGGAAAUCAGCAGAUGGUAGGUGGUUAAUGAUAGCUAGAAGACAGAAAAUGUGGAAAUGGCAAGUGGAAAUCAGCAGAUGGUAGGUGGUUAAUGAUAGCUAGAAGACAGAAAGUGGUUUGUAAAAAGUGGCAAGGGUCCUUUUCUGGUGGCAAGUGGAAAAUAAAGUGGA